This is a messenger RNA of Chelonia mydas (Green sea turtle), 5505 nucleotides long. It is a transcript of the gene ZDHHC5, whose product is annotated as zinc finger DHHC-type palmitoyltransferase 5. The record is from RefSeq and is a predicted model, not a curated record. The transcript has 12 exons. The coding region runs from base 1626 to 3782 and encodes 718 amino acids. Gene Ontology annotation, molecular function: palmitoyltransferase activity. Lineage: Eukaryota; Metazoa; Chordata; Testudines; Cheloniidae. Gene Ontology annotation, biological process: protein palmitoylation.
GUAAAGCAAAGUAGUGGAAGAGCCACAAAAACCCGCAUGUGUGCAUAUGUGUACUUACUGUUAAUGGGCAGUUCCUAAAAUACACCACAGCAUUAAACUACUUUUACUUUCAAUACCUUUACUUUUCUCUAUUUGUUGCUUUUUCUGUCUUCCCAUUCCCUAAUAUUCAUCUCAGUAUUACCCCAAAAAGUGAAGUUAAUUUCUUUGCACUGAUUUUCAGACACUUGAAAAUUUUUAUAAUAAACAUUGAGAAAUUCCUGAGAAAUCCUGAACAAAAUAAAAACUGAAAGUGAAGGGCCUUGACAUUACAGUACCUGAAUAAAGUGUGGAGUUCCAGAUGUCAAGUUUUAAUUAUUUUAUAUGGUUUUUUUAAACAAAUAUGGAUUGAGGAAUGGUUUUCUAUGCAGGAGGGAGGUGAAAAUGGAGCAGCUUGGAACAGACUUAGAUACCCAGGCCAUGGGUGAGAAGGGCCCAGUCAUCAUUGUUUUAAUUAUCAGUUGCAUUCUGCAGUUUUAACAGAAUUGUCUGAAAACUGUCAAGUCUUACCUCACCUGCCCAGGAUUUUGUGGACACCAUCACUACAGAAAGGAUUUGAAAUUCAAUUUUGUUCAUAAAAACCAAGUGGAAGCUAGAGUUUUGAGUGUCAUACAAAAAGGGAACAAAUAGGAAGAAGAACGAAAACACACAAGCCAACUGACUUCACCCUCCAACCCCCCCUUUCAAAGAAAAGGAUUUACAGCUCAAACCUCGCACCAGCUGUUACCCGGCUUUAGCCGUCAAGAGAGAAAUAAAUAAAAUUAAACAACCACCGCUAGCCAGCCUCAGAUCCUGGUGAAAUCAGGGAGUGUGUUUCUGCGACUGCCUCGGGUGAGGGGGGAGGAGAGGGCCAAGCAGUGUGAGGAAGACAAGCACAUUGUUUCAGGAUAACCCCAUCCACCUGAGCGGUGACUGAAGGGGACUGCUGGACACGAGGAAGAGAUUAAAAAGGAAAAGGAGAGGAGGCUUCUUUGGGAUUUUGGUGUGGGUUUUUUCAAAGAAAUCUAAUGGCGGCCUGUUUCUGAGUUGGCCACCUUUCCUGGAGCACUCACCAGAGUGGAAAAGACUUCCUCAGUUUGGCUUCCCUCCAUUUGCUGCAGAGUCUGCAACUUCCAUUUGCCACUUUCCCCACCCUAACUUAUAAAAUCUCUUUGAAGCCAGCCUUUGCCACAAGCUGCUUGGGGAGGUGCUUCUUGCACCUGGAGUUUGGCUGCUCCCAGCUGUUGUGUUCCAGCAGUAGUUUAAAUUGGAAUUCAGUUUCCCAUUUUAUUUUUUAAGUCUCCUUCCAUACAUCCCCAAACUCUCAGGGGACGGUGUGGACUCCCUUGGCUGUGUUCUUGGGCCUCUCCCUUCAGGGAUCUGUGUGGAUCCUUCCUCUGGAUUGUUUUCUUCUGCUCCAUUUGGAACACCCUCUAAGUGUAUUUCAGGAAGUUGGGUAACUGCUUACCCCCACGACUUCUCCCUCCCAUCUUCUCCCUCUGCCCCCCUCCUUCUCCCUUCUAAAGGUCCCCUCCCCCUUUUCGUGUCCAUUCUGACUCCAGUUGGGCCUGGGCUAUGCUGCAGGGCAGAUCACCCACCAGAGCUCCAACAUGCCAGCAGCAUCUGGAAAGAGAUUCAAACCCAGCAAAUACGUCCCGGUCUCAGCUGCUGCCAUCUUCCUAGUGGGAGCCACCACCCUCUUCUUUGCCUUCACGUGCCCGGGGCUGAGCCUGUACAUCUCCCCGAUCAUCCCCAUCUACAAUGCUGUUGUCUUCCUCUUCGUGCUGGCCAACUUCAGCAUGGCCACCUUCAUGGACCCGGGUAUAUUCCCACGAGCCGAGGAAGAUGAGGACAAGGAGGAUGACUUCAGAGCCCCACUCUACAAGACAGUGGAGAUCAAGGGCAUCCAGGUGCGCAUGAAAUGGUGUGCGACGUGCCGCUUCUACCGGCCCCCGCGCUGCUCCCACUGCAGCGUCUGUGACAACUGUGUGGAGGAGUUUGACCAUCACUGCCCCUGGGUGAACAACUGCAUCGGGCGGCGCAACUACCGCUACUUCUUCCUCUUCCUGCUCUCGCUCACCGUGCACAUCAUGGGCGUCUUCGGCUUUGGCCUGCUCUAUGUCCUCUACCAGGUGGAAGAGCUCUCUGGCAUCCGCAUGGCCGUCACCAUGGCUGUGAUGUGCGUGGCUGGUUUGUUCUUCAUUCCUGUAGCUGGCCUUACGGGGUUCCAUGUGGUGCUGGUAGCCAGGGGACGCACUACCAAUGAACAGGUUACGGGUAAAUUCCGGGGUGGCGUGAACCCCUUCACCAAUGGCUGCUGUAAGAACGUCAGCCGUGUUCUCUGCAGUUCCCCAGCCCCCAGAUACCUUGGACGACCAAAGGCAGAGCAGACUGUGUUGGUGAAGCCGCCCUUCCUGCGGCCUGAGGUGUCGGAUGGACAGGUCACUGUCAAGAUAAUGGACAAUGGUAUCCAGGCUGAACUGAAGAGAACAAAGUCCAAAGGAAGCCUGGAGGUGAUGGAGAGCCAGUCUGCCGACGCUGAGCCACCACCCCCACCCAAGCCAGACCUCAGCCGCUACACAGGUCUGAGGACGCACUUAACCCUGGCCACCAAUGAGGACAGCAGCUUGCUAGGCAGGGACAGUCCUCCAACUCCGACCAUGUACAAGUACCGCCCUGGCUACAGCAGCAGCAGCGCCUCAGCCGCCAUGCCGCACUCCACCAGUGCCAAGCUGAGCCGAGGGGACAGCCUGAAGGAGCCCACCUCCAUUGUCGAGAGCAGCCGGAACCCCAGCUACCGGUCGGAGCCGAGCCUGGAGCCCGAGAUCUUCCGCUCUCCCACCUUCGGCAAGAGCUUCCACUUUGACCCGCUGUCAAGCGGCUCACGCUCCUCUAGCCUCAAGUCGGCCCAGGGCACAGGCUUUGAGCUGGGCCAGCUUCAGUCGAUCCGCUCAGAGGGCACCACCUCCACCUCCUAUAAGAGUCUGGUGAAUCAGACGCGCAAUGGCAGCUUAUCCUAUGACAGCCUGCUCACCCCUUCUGAAAGCCCCGAUUUCGAGUCAGUGCAGGCUGGGCCAGAGCCGGAGCCCCCCAUGGGCUACACCUCGCCCUUCCUCUCGGCUCGCAUCACCCAGCAGCGUGAGGCCGACCUCAGCCGCUUCCCUGGUGCUGGCUCGCCCAAGCACCCACCACCCUGCGAGCCCUCGCCCAUGCGCUAUGACAAUCUCUCCCGCCACAUUGUGGCCUCCAUGCAGGAGCGGGAGAAGCUGCUGCAGCAGUCACCUACCCCACCACCCCUGGCUAGGGAGGAGGACACGGGGCUGGUAGACUCAGGCAUCCAGUCAACACCAGGCUCCAGCAACGCCCCACGCACCAGCUCCUCCUCGGACGAUUCGAAGCGCUCACCGCUGGGCAAGAACCCGCUGACCCGCCCGGUGCCACCCCGCUUCGGCAAACCGGAGCCACUCCGGGUACGCUCACCCGACCCACCCACUGCCCCACAGCUGGGCAAAGUCGUGUCUUACAGCAGCCAAAAACAGUCGCCUCAGGCCAGCAUCCCGGAGACAGAGGAGGUGGCUUUGCAGCCAUUGCUGGCGCCAAAAGACGAGGUGCAGAUGAGAACCACCUACAGCAAGUCCAAUGGGCAGCCCAAGAGUCUGGGCCCGGCCUCCCCCUCUCCUGGCCAGCCACCUCUCAGCAGCCCAACUCGAGGAGGAGUCAAGAAGGUCUCUGGAGUGGGCGGGACCACUUAUGAGAUCUCUGUAUGAGGGGCGAAGCUCUCUCCCCACUGUCGCCUACUCCCUGGCUGAUACCAGAACGCCUGGGCCCUGGUGGGCAGGGGGCAUACUCAGGAGCAAGGCACCCCUGCUCUCUCACAUGCAUGGACAUUUUCUAGAAUCCUCCAGCUGCAGGGGGAAAUAGCUGAGAGGACAGUGACCUUUUAAAAUAUGACCCCUGGGAUUUGGGACGAAGCCUUGGGCACCCCCUAAAUCAUCACAGCUGCAAUGCAGCCUGGGUCCCCCUCCUCCUCCCAACCAGCUGAGAGACUACAAAUGUAGCACAUGCUGCCGAAAGAAAGGGGGGAGGACUAUCCCGGCAGCACCCCCAGCUGGUGGGGGGAGGCGCAGCCUGCAUUUGCGCCACCACCAAUGGGCCAGACACUCGUGGACCUUGUGCAAUCACUCGCCUCGUGCGGUAGGAACGGAUCGUUUUUAAAACAAGGAUAAUUUUUUUUAUGAUUGUUACGGAUUCUAUUUUUUCCCCUCUUCUGAGUUACCAGGUGUGUGUAUAUAUAAAUAUCUAUAUAUAAAUAUAAAUAUAAAAGAAAUUAUAUAUCUACGAGAGAGAGGGAAGAAUCACCCCACAAGGGCCCAGGCCCCACGUGCCCCCUUAGGACACCCAGCCCCAGGAAGCACGACAUGGGAAUGUGUGCGUGUGUGUAUAGAGUAUAUAUGGCCAGAGGGGUGGGGGACGGGGGGUUUCUACCACUGGUGUCUGGUUAAUUCGAAAGGAGACACCUGUGGAAUUGCCAGUGUGGGAGGGAUGGGAAAGUAUUUUAUAUUUAGGGACAAACACCAGGUCCUUGCUCAUGUGAUCCCAGGCUUGACCAUUGCUCAGUGCUUCUGGGGCCUGUCCUUCCUCUAGCAACCAUGCUAGGGUCCUGGGCCCGGGCUGCCUUUUGUUUCUCAUCUCCCCCUCUCUGGCUUCUCUGGUUCCUGGGCAGAUUUCCUAUCCUGGGGAAGCAAAGCAAGGGGGGAGAGCUGGAAGGCAGCCCUCCCACCCCCAUCGUGCAGUGGUUAGGCGUGACCUCCCCUUUAGCUGGGUGGGGUGGGCAAAUCCAUGUCUCCUUUGUAUGGGUGGGUUUAAUUAAGGACUCAGUUUCCCAUUUUUACAGCCUCCAGUAUUCAGAUGGGAUGGGAUGUGUCAUGAAACUGAUUCCCAGCAAAGUGGGGAGAAUGGACUGUUGGGUUUCUUCUGUUUCCUGACGCUACCUCUUCCACAACAAACAGAUGAGCUUGCACGUGCUAGAGACAUAUCACUGGGGCUCAGAAGAGCACUGGGGGGGCUUGAGGGCUGUGUUCCCCUGUAUAGAGAUUUGACCUGUAUCUAAUCCCUCGCCCACAGACAAUUUUAGCCAUUCUUCUCUCUGAUGUUUUUACAUUUCUUAUUUUUGAUGGUUCCGUUACGGUUUCUCACUGUCACAUGAUUGUUUUUAUUUCCAAACUGGGGAAGAAUAAAAAAAGAGGAAACCAAACCAAACCCCAAAAAGCAAUAUUUUCAUGUCAUAUGCCAAAAAAUUUUUAGACAUCCACACCAAAACCCCAUGAAAAUCUAAAGCAAACCAAGCAGAAAUCCAACCUAAUCUCCAGGCACUACUUGACUCUUUCUCUAUGGCAAUAUCUCUCUUGUGGCCUCCACAGAGCCGCACUUUUAUUUUUUAUUAUGAUUAGCCAUUUUAAAAUGAGGAAUUAAAAAAAAUCUAAUAAGCCA